Messenger RNA from Exophiala dermatitidis NIH/UT8656, 1602 nucleotides. Its product is annotated as capping protein (actin filament) muscle Z-line, alpha. Gene Ontology annotation, biological process: actin cytoskeleton organization; barbed-end actin filament capping. The record is from RefSeq and is a predicted model, not a curated record. Gene Ontology annotation, molecular function: actin filament binding. The coding region runs from base 216 to 1064 and encodes 282 amino acids. Lineage: Eukaryota; Fungi; Ascomycota; Eurotiomycetes; Chaetothyriales; Herpotrichiellaceae. The transcript is spliced from 2 exons. Gene Ontology annotation, cellular component: F-actin capping protein complex; actin cortical patch.
GCAGCCUGCGCAAUCACUUGGAGCGAUGAUGGUACAACUGUAUACACCGGACUCCAUACCUACGUUGGCCCGUCCCUCCCGCAUCGCAGGUAGCAACAAUACACUCGUACACUGCCUCUAACCCCCCGGUCUUCUCUACAGCCUGCCAGCGCUCCUCCUCCACCUUUUGAACCUCUCCGAACGGGCGGUGCCAGUGACUGUUGCAUUGUGACAACAUGGGCUCAACAGUGGACAUUGCAUCCUCAUUCAUCGAAGGCGCCCCGCCAGGCGAAUUACACGAAGUCGUCAAGGACAUCAAGACGCUCACUUCGGACGACGACCCCGCGCUGAUUGCGAAGCUGAAACCGGCGUUUCAACGAUACAAUGAAGAGCAACUUGUUGCGGUCAAGUUGCCUGGUUCGAAUGAUUAUGUCUUAAUAUCGAAAUACAAUAAACUCCCAUCCUCCUCGUCCUCAUACUACGACACCCGGACCUCAAAAUCAUUCGACUUCGACCACACCACCAGCAUAGCGAGCAACGUCCAGUCAUACUCCCAUGAAACCCAACACGGCUCCCUAAUCCAAUCCCUCCUCCAAUCCCUCUCGGGCUCCUUCGCAGACCACUACCCUCCCACCACAGCAGCAGCAUACACGGUAUGCGAGGUUCCCAACAACACCAACCAAAUCGCCAUAUUGCUAUCGACCACCAAAGCCUCACCCAAAAACUUUCUCUCUGGCCGCUGGCGGAGCGUGUUUUUGUACGACACUACAGACUCUACACUCAGCGGCGAGAUCAAAGUUGAUGUGCAUUACUAUGAAGAUGGAAACGUGGCGCUGUCGACGGCCAAGAAAUUCGACGCCGUGUCUGUGUCCGGAAACAAUCCAGAUGCAGAUACAAUCGUGCGCAAGAUCACCGUAACAGAAAACCAGUAUCAGGAAGAAGUCAAUCGGGCGUUUGUGGGUAUGAACGAGACGAGUUUUCGACAUUUGAGGAGACAGUUGCCGGUUACGAGACAGAAGGUCGAGUGGGAGAAGGUUAAGGGGUAUUCGUUGGGAAGUGAUUUGAAGGGAGAGGCUAAGCGGUGAGGUUGGUACUAGUAACCUCCGGGUUCUGGAAGCGGAUCAAGCAUGAUAUCUUUCGUGUCGGUGUCGUCGCGUGGUGCCAUGGCAUGGAUAAGAAAACAUUUGCACUCCUUGGUUGGGAAGCGAAAGUGGAAACGCGGACGGUCGUUGCAGUCAGUCAUGUUCACGUUGACCUCGUACUACUGGUACUGCUGGAGCCAACUGGUCUCGACGGCCUCAGACCAGUUGGCUCCAGCAGUACUUUUUCUGAGAGUCGGCUGAAAGAUGAGCCACCUCCUGGAAGAAUUGGAAUGGGUCAACGAUUAUGAGCAUGAGCCUCGACCCGACUAAAAGCACAAUAACCUAACAGGACUAGACGUAAGCACUGAAAAGGUAUUUUAGAGGACAGAAUCCAUCCUUGAAAGCAAGUCGUGAUUACACAUGUGCCACUGCAUACCCACCAAAUAGCUACUAGUAGCUCCGGAUUUUGUUUUCACCCUCCAUUUUGUCCCUUGGUCGAAAAACGUGGUACAAUAAUGUAAAGAUCUCAUCAUGGCAAACG